CACAUCCUCAUCUGUCAUAUUCCUUAAAAUUUAGAUGAUUUAGAUAAAUAUUUGUUUAUAUAUGUAUUAAAAACUUGUAUUUAACGAAAGUGAAUUAAUUUUUUUAUUUUCUAUAUACAGUACUAUUAAGUUAUUUGUGAUUAUAUAAAGGAAUCGUUUUAACAAAGUUUUUUUUUUUUUUGAAUUUUAUGGAUUCUAUCAUUAAAAAAAGAAAACAAACUUCAAAUGGAAUAAAUUAUAAUAAAAUGGGCAAUACAUCGAAAAAAGAAUUAAAAAAUAGUGUCGACGAAAAAAAAGAAGCAACAAUAUAUGAAUUUGUUAAUAAUAAACGAAAGGCAACAGACGAAUUAAAUAAUAAUGAAAAUAAAAAAAGAUGUGGAGAAAUUUCUAAAAUAUCAAGUACCAAAGAAUCAAUUGAUAAAAAUAAAAAUUCCUUUGAAAUUAAUUGGAAAAGACAAAAAAAAUUUCACAAUUUUUUUGAUCAACUUGAACAUUCAUAUCCGCAUCGUUUAAUUAAUUUUAUGUAUAAAUUAGAAUUAUCUGUUUUAUGUUUAUUGAGAAAAUUCAAUUCUAAAGAACAAAUAAUAUUUAAACGUUCAAAAAUGGGACAAUUUAAUGAUAUUAUAAUGCAUUAUCAGGAGAAAUAUAUUUGCAUUAAAAUCGAAUAUAUUGAUACGUAUUAUAUAAAAAAAAGUUUGAAUUUCAAUUCAUUAUUUUCGACAAAAUUGGGAAAUUUUACAUUAAAAAAUUAUCUCAAUGAAUUUGCUGAAGAAUUACUUAAUUCAGAAUCUUUAUUGCAUUCGGCGAAAUAUUUAAUAAUUUAUACAAAUUCUGCUUUUGAUUUAACGAAUGAUAAGAAAUUAGUACAAAUGGACGAAACACUUCAACUUUGUAGUGUAAAUACAGAAAUUCACAAUGAUUUAUUAAAAUUAUUUUCAACCAAUAACGAAAGUAAUUGUGAAUUUUAUCAAUUUGCCAAUAAUACAGAAACAAGAAAUAAAUUAUUAAAAAUGGUGAAAUUUACCAAAAGUAUUGAAACAAAAAUAAAAACAAAAUUAUCUUUGAAUGAGAUAAAAAAUUUAUUUUGGGAUAAAUUAAUAUUCGCCGUUAAUCAAUCGACAAUUGAGGAAUUAAUUGACACUGUAAGAUGUGAAAUUAAAGGAAAAAAUGAAGAUUUAAGUCAAUUAAAAAAAGAAAUUUUUCAACAAUUAUUAUCUGAUAAUGAAAAUAAAAAAGGAAAAAUUUAUCAAAAUUUAACAUCAGCUAAUUAUAUUUUUAAUUUAUUCAUCUAUUGUUUGCAUGACAUGUUUUUAUAUAAAGACAUAAAUGCCAUUAAAUUUAGCGAAAAAAUUGAAUCACUUGAUAUUGUGAUAAAUUUACGUAAAAAUAAUUAUCUCAAUUUACGUGCAAUUGAUGGAAAUAUUUGUGAAUUAUCAUCAAUUGAAUUUGACAAACAACGUGAAAUUUUUUCUCUUAAUUCACAAUUUUUAUAUUUUAUUCAAGAAUUAGAUGAAGAUUUGGAAUAUUUUAUUAUUUAUACAAAUGGAAAUCUUGAAUUUCUCAAUGAAUUAAUUUUGGGCAAUAAAAAAUUUGAUACAAUUUAUCAGCAAAUAAAUGUGAGUGAUGAAAAAUAUUUUUCACUAAGAAAUUUGUAUAUUGAUGUGAAAAAUCUUUAUCAAUUCAAACAUGGUGAAACGAGAAUGAAACUUGCAAAAUUUCUUAAUAUUUUUUCUCAUCUAACAAAUAAAAUAAAUGAAACAUUUUCUCAUUUGUCGAAAAUGGAAUUGAAAGAAUUAUUUUUUGAUAAAAUUAUUUUUGCCGUUGAACAAUUUAAUUCUAAUGAAAUGUAUAAAGUUUUAAAUAAGGAAAUAGAAAUUUCACGUGUACCCUAUAAUUGUGAAGAAUUGUGUAAAAUUGGAUUUCGUUAUUUAAUGUCAAGGAAUUAUGAUUUAAUAAACAAAAAAUUGAUUUGUGAAUUAAGAAACAAAAUUGAAAUUAAUAACAUUUGUUUUGAUGAAGAAAUAAAAUUAGCUGAAUGUAUUCUUAUUUUAAGAGAUGCGCCUGAAUUUUGUCAAUUUGUGGAUUUUUUAACAAAAAAAGGAAAAAUUUAUUUAAAUAAUUUGCGAAAAAAUGGGAUUGAAAUCUCUGAUUUUGGUAAUAUUAUUAAAGGAACAAAGAAAAAAAAGGUGGAAAAAAUUUUUUACGAUUUAUAUUAUUUAUGGUUUGAUAAAAAAGGUAAUAAGACGAAAUUUUUAAAGAAUUUUGAAAAAAUGGGAUUUUUUGUAAACAACAUUUCAACGAUUCUUAAUGGUUCGGGAUCAAAGGGUCCAAAUAUUUUUAUCUCUUUAUAUGAUCUUUGGUUUGAUAAUAAUGAAAAUCCAACAAUUUAUUUAAAAUCACUAAAAAAUGAAGGAAUUAAUUCAGGUGAAAUCACAAAUCUUCUUAAAGAAACUGGAGUAAAUUGUUUGUACGAAUUCAAAUCACUUUAUACACAUUGGUUCGAUGAAAAUGGUGAAAAAACUCAAUGUUUAAAAAUUUUGGAAAAACAUGGAAUCAAUUUAUUUAUUGUCUACGAUAUUUUAUAUGAAUCAGGACCCAGUGAUGUAAAUAAAAUAUUACAUUUUCAACAUUUAUUUCAACUUUGGUUUGAUAAAAAUGGUGAGAAAACAUUUCGUUUGAGAAAAUUGAAAGAGAGGGAAAUAAAUUUAAAACAAAUUUGUCGAAUAUUAAAAGGAUCGGGAAAAGAUGCAGCAGUGGCUUUUCAAAAAUUAUACUAUCUUUGGUUUAAUCAUAGAGAGGAAGAAACUUUCUAUUUAAAAAAAUUGGAAAAUGAAAAUGUUAAUCUCACAAUAAUUUUUGAUAUUUUAACAAAAACGGGUAUUCAUGUUUCAAAAGUUUUUAUCAAUCUCUAUUCACAUUGGUUUCAUGAGAAUGGUGAGAAAACUAAUUAUUUAAAAAUUCUCGAAUCAAAUGAAAUUAAAUUAUCCGAUAUUUGUGAACUUUUAAUUGGUGAAGGUGAAAUGGCUACAAAAAAAUUUCUCAAUAUUUUCCAUUCACUUGAUUCACCAAUAAAAUUGGAGAUUAAUGACGAAAUUUUAUCAAUUAAACAAGAAACAUUUGACGAAAAUAGAAACGUAAAAAUUGAAAUUGAAAGUAUUUCUAGUGAAUCUUUAAUUGAUGAAAAAUACGAAAAUUGUGAAGAUGAAAUUGCAAAUAUCAAAUUUGAAAUUGAUACUGAUUUGGAAAGUGAAGAAAAAGUUCCCACAGAGAAAAUGCAAAAUGAUAAAAAUGAAUUGGAUCGAAAAAUUAAUUUUCUUUUUAAACUUUUUAAAAGGAAACAAAAAAUGAAAAAAAUACUUCGUGUUAUUAAUAAUGGAGAAAAAUUAAAUAGAUUUCUUGAAAAAAAAUUGAGAAAAAAUAAAAUCAAUCAAAAAGAAUUUCAGGAUUUAAAUUCAUUAAUUAAUUAUGGUCCAUUUACAAAAAGAAAAUUAAAUGAUCAGAUUAAAAAAUUCUCAUGUAACAAGAAGAAAAUUAAAUUUAUAAAAUUUAUUUUCCCUAACGAUGAUUCUUUAGAAUUUGAAGAACUGUUAAAUUUUCUUCUUCACGGUGAUGGGAAAAAAUAUUGGAAAAUUAUGAAAAAAAAUAAAAUCUCUUGGAAAUGUAUGGGAAAAAUUUUCAAAGGAUCUAAAAAUAUUAUUAAAGGAUUUAGUGAAUUGAUAAAAAUUUGGUUUGACGAAAAUGGUACACAGAGAAAGUGUUUAAAAAUUUUGAAAAAAGAAAAUAUAAAUUUACAAAUUAUCAUUGAAAUUCUCAUUGGUUCGGGAAUUAAUGCGGCAACAAUUUUUGAAAAAUUAUACCAACUUUGGUUUAAUUUCAAAGGCAAUAAAACCGAACAACUUCAAAAUCUCGAAGAAAAUAAUAUUAAUUUAAAGUGUAUUGUAAAUAUUUUAGUUGAAAAAGGAGAAAAAGCACCUGAAAUUUUUGUGAAUUUUUACAAUUUUUUAUUCGACGAAAGAGGAAGAAAGUGGAAUUAUUUGAAAAAUUUGGAAAAAGAAACAAAAUUGGAUGCAGUAUUUGAAAUUAUGUGUGAAAAUGAAAUGGAUUUUAAUUGUAUUAAAGAAUUAUAUGAUCUUUGGUAUGAUUCAAAGGGAAAUAAAUCUUAUUCUCUUUGUAUUUUGCAAGAAGCUGAUGUUAAUGUAAAAUGUUUAUUAAAUCUUUUAAAAGGAACGGGAUCAUACGCAAGUGAAAUAUUUAUUAAAUUAUUUCUCUAUUUAUUCGAUAAAAAUGGAAAUAAAACUCUGAAUAUGUUGAAUAUUGAAAAAAUUGUAGAAUUAAGAGCAAUGUUUGAAAUGAUAAGUGGAGCAAAAAAAAAAGUUUAUAAAGAAUUUUUGAAAUUAUACAACGUAUGGUUUGAUGCAAAUGGAAAAAAAACGAAUCGACUUUUAAUUUUGGAGAAAAAUGAAAUAACUUUAAUGGACAUUGCGGAAAUAUUAAGUGAAUCGGGAAAGAAAGCUGUUAGGAGAUUUAAAACACUUACCGACUGUGUUACUGAGGAGAAAUUAAAAAAAUACGAAUUAUUUAUUGAAUUAUUUGAAAAAAAGAAGAAAAAGAAGUAGACUAAUAGAAAUCAGUUUUUAGAAUUUAAAAGAAUUGUAUCUAAUACAAUUGUUGAUAAUUUUUAAUUUUUAACGUUAUUUUAAUUUUGUACAUGAGAAUAAAAAUGUUUUUUUUUUUUUUAUAAAUAAUUAUGAGCGGCGAAUAUAUAUUUUUUUAAUGUUCAAUUUAAAAAUUUGUUAACUACAAAAUAAAACCAAUUAUUAAA
Leptopilina boulardi is the source of this 4822-nucleotide messenger RNA. Its product is annotated as reticulocyte-binding protein homolog 1-like. The coding region runs from base 189 to 4616 and encodes 1475 amino acids. NCBI's taxonomy places the organism in Eukaryota, Metazoa, Arthropoda, Insecta, Hymenoptera, Figitidae. The transcript is spliced from 3 exons. The record is from RefSeq and is a predicted model, not a curated record.